This is a messenger RNA of Epithele typhae, 1479 nucleotides long. Its product is annotated as glutamine synthetase/guanido kinase. The record is from RefSeq and is a predicted model, not a curated record. The transcript has 14 exons. The coding region runs from base 1 to 1479 and encodes 492 amino acids. NCBI's taxonomy places the organism in Eukaryota, Fungi, Basidiomycota, Agaricomycetes, Polyporales, Epitheliaceae. Gene Ontology annotation, molecular function: glutamine synthetase activity.
AUGCCGGGAGAGAACCUUGUAGGCGUCACCCCGACGUCGAUUGCGCCGAAAUCCAUCGCGGACUUGGAAGCGCUGCUCAAGGACGAUAUCAAGGUCAAAGUCGCAGGGAUCGAUGUCGACGGCGUGUUGAGGGGCAAGUACAUGUCCAAAGAGAAGUUCCUGAGCGCGGCGAGCUCGGAUGGAUUUGGCUUCUGCAGUGUCAUUUUCGGAUGGGACAUGCACGAUGCCGUCUAUUCCAGGGAGUUGCUGAUAUCGAACCGGGCGAAUGGCUACCGUGAUUUGAUUGCCUCCAUUGACCUUGCCACCUACCGGCGUAUCCCGUGGGAGGGCAACGUUCCUUUCUUCCUUGUCUCCUUCUACGAUUCAGAGACAAAGGAAGCCAUUUGUGCCGACCCCCGAGGCGUGCUCCGCGCCGUUGUGUCAAGGGCACAACAGAAGGGGUGGAGAUGUCUCGCAGGCUGCGAGUAUGAGUAUUUCCAAUUCAAAGAGACUCCUGAGUCCUUGGCUCAGAAGAAUUUCUCUAACAUUCAGCCUCUCACUCCCGGCAUGCAUGGGUAUUCUCUUCUGCGUACACAAAUCAACAGCGACUACUUUAACGACAUCUUUGAUGAGAGCCUCAAAUUUGAGGUUCCACUAGAAGGCCAUCACACGGAAACCGGGCCCGGGGUCUACGAGACGGCACUGGCCUAUACAGAUGCCCUCCGUAUGGCAGAUAAUGCAAUUCUCUUCAAAUUCCUCGCCAAGAGUAUUGGCAUGAAGCGCGGGGUAGUCCCGAGUUUCAUGGCCAAACCAUGGGGAAAUCUUCCUGGAUGCAGCGGUCACAUCCACGUCUCUCUGCGUGACUCCAAUGGCAAGAGCUUGUUCGCGGUGUCAGAGGCCGAACUCAAGACUGGUCGCGAGAGUGCCCAAUACAGCGACACCAAGUUCGUCAGCCAAGAGUGCGAAUGGUUCCUCGCCGGUGUCCUCGCCGGCCUUCCCGACAUCAUGCCCACGCUCGUCCCCACGAUCAAUGGCUACAAACGCCUCGUCGGAGGCGAGGCCUUCUGGGCGCCGAACGCGGUCACCUACGGCUACGACUCUCGCGCGGCCUCGGUGCGCAUCAUCGCCCCGCCCUCCGUCCCGCCCGCGGCGACGCGCCUCGAGGUGCGCGUUCCGGGCGCGGACAUGAACCCGUACUUUGCGAUCAGCGCGAUCUUCGCUCUCGGCAUGCGCGGCAUCGAGAAGAAGUUGUCCCUCCCCGGGCCUCCGGUUUCGCAGCUCACGCUCGAGGACAAGAAGGCGGGCAAGGUCAAGAUGCUACCCACUUCGCUCGAGGCCGCGACCGCGCGGAUGAUGGCCGCCGAGAGCAUCGCGCGCGAGGACGCUGUCUUCGGGCCCGCGUUCGUCGAGCACUUUGGCGGCACGCGCGAGCACGAGGUCAAGCUUUGGAACGAGGCCGUGACGAACUGGGAAGUUGAGAGGUACCUGGAACUUGCGUAA